Messenger RNA from Prorocentrum cordatum, 2150 nucleotides. Lineage: Eukaryota; Dinophyceae; Prorocentrales; Prorocentraceae. The record is from the annotation of a GenBank genome assembly.
UUGGUAGUCCCCAAACGUGGUGGUGACAACACCUGGCGGUGAGUCUCGGGCGAUUUGGUGUCACCACCCGGUUUGGGGACUCGUGCGGUUUCCGAGGAUGUCCCGGACACUGGUGGGUCCAGGAGUCACAAAACCCGGUGGUGACCCCGCGUCCCCAAACCCAGCGGUGACCUUUUUGGGGAUUCCAGGUCGCCACCUGGUAUCUCACCACCCGGUUUGGGGGUUCCCAAGAAGAGCCAGCCCCGGGAGAGGGAGCCAUCUCCGUAGCCAUUUUGGCUCAGCCGUUCCCAUUCUGCUCGCUCUCGUUUUGGGCCCCGCGGGAGGCCGCAGUGAUCGGAAGCUUGGGGAGAUGGCUGCGGGCGGCGGCCAAGCAGCCCGUGCGGCUGCUGAGCCGCCAUGCGCUGGGGGCUCCCUCUGGCCCGCGAGGCGCUCCAGGCAGGCGGCGGCUCGCGCUGCCUGCGCUGGGCGGCUGCAGGCGGCCCUGGCGCGGGUGACCGUCCUCGAGGCGGAGUGCGUGCGGCUCCAGGCGGAGCUGGGCCACGCGCUGGACGCUAGCCAGGCGGUGGCCACGGCUGCGGCGCGCGCAGCCGCGCAGGAGGCCCGCGGCUCCGCGGCCCCUGCGGCGGAUGCUGUCCAUGACGGUGGUGGUCUUCCUGGUGCUGGCUCGGGCGGCGACGUCGACAGCUUGUGCGAGGACUCCGCGGACCUGGACGGCAAGAGGGACCCGCUGCUCCGCGCUGCGGUCCCCGAGGUCGUCGCAAGGCUGGCGCUGGUCGCGCCCGUCAUGGCGGCGGACCUCCUCAACGAGCCUGCAGCCACCCUGGACGUCGGGCGUCGGAACGUGGUCAGCCACAACCCGACGAUCUCGGCGGCGGAGGUGCGCAGGCUAUCUCAGCGGGCGCUCAACCGCCUGCAACGCUCGGCUGCUCCGAGGGCACGGCGGGGUCGGCAUGGGGGGCAGCCUCGUCACGGUCGCAGCGCUGGUGUUCGAGGCCGUGGAGAUCUUCCUCCUCUUUGCCCUGCUGGUGCUGGGCCUCCGGUGCGGCUGCGGCCGCCUCGCGGGGCUUCCGGCGCCCUGCCCCACCGGCGCCAGCCCGCGGCUCGCUCGGCCGCCGAGGGCGUGUCGGAUUCCUGGGAGGUCGCCUGCCGCCGCGGGCGCAGCCUCCCAGCGGGCGCCCGCUUCGCUCUCGCUGAUCGAGCGCGUCUUUCGGCUGCCCCCGUGCCCGCCCCGCUCGCCUCGGGGCCCCGCUGGUGGAAAGGGGACCUCGAGCAUGCGGAGCAGGGCUCGGCCAGGCAGCUUGCCUGCCACGAGUUCGGAGGCGGCCUGAAGGAGCUGGACGGCUUCAACCACUCCGCGGCGGGCGCGAGCGCGGCCUCGAGCGCGCCCCCUUCGGCUUGUGACGCGGACUUCGUGGUGGCGGAGGGCCCCGAGGCUCUCACCGUCGGCGCUGCGGCUGACGACGUCGACGACGGGCAGGGAGACGCCUCCGUGGUGUUCAUCUCUGCCGACGGGCUCGAGGAAGGGCCCGAGGAGGAGGUCGUGGAGGAGGUGCACGGUGACGUGCUGGAGCUGGUGGUGGGGGACGCCGCGGCCCUCGCGCCCGCUCCCCAGCUUGGUGCGGCGGUUCGUGCUCGCCUUCGCCUCGAUCGACUCCGACUUCAGGUCGUCAAGGGUGCCGCGGUGCCCAUCGACGACCGCGACCUCCGCAGACCUGGCUGGCAGGCCGCCGAUGCCGCAGCUGGGGUGGAGGUGCCCCCGACGCCUGCCCAGCAGCGCGAGGGGCUCCGCUGGGUGAGACGGCUUCUCGCUGAUCUUGGGGCCUGGCACGGAGGCGCGGUCUGGGAGCCUGAGUCCAUCGAAGAGGCGGCCAGACGCAUCGACGGCGAGGGCUCGCGCCGCGCCCGCCGUGCCGCUCGCUGACCCAGCGCGCCCGCUGCCGCGGCGACACUCCUCGAGCUGUUGCGGUAGCCUCUGGGCGCUUUCUGCUUCUCACCUUUUGUGGGAGGCGCCGCAUUGCACACCCACGUGGCGUGGCGAGUGUGCUGCAACUUGGAGGCCGCUGUUUGCGGAGCCUCCUGGCCGCAUUUUGCGGCUCUCGCCUUGUUGGCGGCAGGAUCGGCUCGUGCCGCACGGGCUGCCUUGGUCAUAA